Helicoverpa armigera (cotton bollworm) is the source of this 986-nucleotide messenger RNA. RefSeq lists its product as uncharacterized. The transcript has 3 exons. The coding region runs from base 96 to 803 and encodes 235 amino acids. The record is from RefSeq and is a predicted model, not a curated record. NCBI's taxonomy places the organism in Eukaryota, Metazoa, Arthropoda, Insecta, Lepidoptera, Noctuidae.
UCCUCUGGUUAAUAUCUCGCCACAAGGUUAUCCUUAUCGGUAUAGGUUGUGACCCAUUAAGGCGUUUAGCUUAGUGUACUGCAGUGGCGACGGCUAUGUGGUUCAACAUACUACUGCUGUUUGUGCUCUGUUCCUGUGCAGCCUCUAGCGAUGACAACGACGAGCCUGUUCUAUAUUAUUACGGCCUCGAGGAGAGCGAGCGCAGCCUGCCGGCCUGCAGCUCUCGGCAGGCGUGCUCUGCGCUGGUGCUGCGCUACUGGCGCGCGCCGGCGCUCGUGCGCCUGUGCCGCUGCGCGCGACGCACGCGCUGCGACACGCGGGCCGGAGCCGACCGGCUCAUCGAGCUCAACAACAGAGCUUAUCUACAGUUUUGCCAACCUGUCACCGACUGGCCAGAAUGUGCCAUCCAAGAAAACGCCCUAAAUGUAACCACAGCCUAUCAACGUAUGAAUCCUGAUGAACUUGAAGAGAUGCAUCAUAAAAACAUUCAACUUACUCCGCCAAAUAUAACUUUCAACUGUCGCUGCCGGAGCCCCAAUUAUUGGAAGAUGGCAUCUAGUGACGAUAACCGUCGAACGUACCGAUGUUCGUCUCUGCCACUAUGUAAGACCGGAGAGUUCUGUGGGAACGUUAACUACGACCUGAUAGCUCUACACCAGUCCUGCCUGUGCCCCAAGCAUCACAUUUGUGUGCACAGCGGAGGCAUUCCGCAUACGCGCAUCUCAGAACUGCUUUACGAAAGCAGAGGAUGGAAAGCCCACUGUCAAAGGGUAGAAGACGACUAUAGUUACGAAGAGUAUUAACUCACUUGCGCAGGUUGAGCAGCGAUAUCUUUAGCGAUAGUGUGGAUUUGUUCGUUGAAGUUGUCAGGCCACAGCACGCGGCUCACCAGACCACCGCGCAACGCCUCCGCAGCGGUCAGCCGGCGCCCGAAAACGAUUAGGUCGUUUAGCUGUAAAAAGUAGUUUUUUUUAAUAAAAUAUUAU